This is a messenger RNA of Parnassius apollo (apollo), 954 nucleotides long. The record is from the annotation of a GenBank genome assembly. Lineage: Eukaryota; Metazoa; Arthropoda; Insecta; Lepidoptera; Papilionidae.
AUGUCUGCUAUUAUUUCUAGCACAAAAUUUAUAAAGUGGCUGGUCCUAUUAUUAUUUCAACUAACUGGAGUUCUAAGUGGUGUUUCAGAUCAGCGAUUCCUUCGCUUUGACUACACAUUUUACCCUGAGCUAGACGGAUGGCUGAAACUGCACCGCAUACCUGCUACCUGGCACGACGCUCGACUUAGAUGCUAUCUUGAAGGAGCGGUGUUAGCUUCACCUUUAAAUAUAAAACUUUUGAAUGCUAUGAACAAUCUUACCAAUGAUGUUUUUACCGGUGUACAUUCAACCAUAUCUAAGGGAGAUUUCUUCUCAGUCGAAGGAGUACCGGUGGCUAGAAUGCCAAUUAGAUGGUCACCAGGGGAACCAGACAAUUGCGAAAACAGCGAGGAAUGCUUGCUCCUUCAACCUCACGGAACGGUGGCUGACGUCAAAUGUUCAGAGGUUUUUCCCUUUAUAUGCUAUAAAAAAAGAACAAAACCGACAAUUCUAUCCGGUUGUGGCACUACUGAUGUUGAGUACACCCAUGAUUCUAGAACCGGUAGCUGCUAUAAAUUCCACUACGUCGGCCGAUCUUGGUCUCAUGCUUUUAUGGCCUGUGCAUCGGAGGGCGGUCAUUUGGCUAUCAUAAAUAGUCACGUCGAAGCUCAAAUUCUAAGCGAGUUGUUUGCUAAGUAUCUUAGUCAUCAAAUAAGUGGAGAGAAGAACGUUGCUCAUGUUGGAUUCUAUGACUGGGGUGAACGUGGGGUGUGGAGUACAAUUCACGGCCAAACUCUCAGAGAAGCGGGAUAUGAAAUGUGGGGUAAAGGGCAGCCAGAUAAUGCGACUGGACAAUAUUGUGGAGCUAUAUUCAGGGAUGCGUUAUUUGAUGAUAUUUGGUGUCAUCGCACUGCACCGUUUGUCUGUGAGAAGAAACCCGAGAGUCUUUUGAACUACGAUUAUGAUAAUAACUAA